AUGGCGAAGACAGAAGGAUGUCUAGGGUCGCCGGCCCUGGACGAUAUGGUUAUGGGGACAAAUAACAGCAGCAUUGCCUCCAAACGCAGUGUUGAGCGUCUGUACUAUGGAAAUGAGCCUUCUUUCUUCCGUUACUUUGUUCCAAAGUUCCAAAGGAGGGCCCCUCUCAUCAAUAGAGGAUAUUGGCUGCGUCUCCGGGCGAUUGAUGUCAUAGUGCAAAAAUUUCUGUCCAAAGCGACGACAGGGAAAAAGGUCGUCAUCAAUCUUGGUUGUGGGAGUGAUGUCUUGCCCUGGCAAUGCCAUGCUCGUUAUAAAGAUCUAGGCAACGAUGUCCUCUUUAUCGACAUCGAUUAUCCUGAUCUCAUCCGGAAGAAACGGGCCAUAGUUUUGCAAACUCCAGAACUCCGAGAUCUUCUUGGAAAUGACUUUACCCUUGGGUGUGAUCUUCGUCAACUCGACCAACUACGCGAUGUCUUGAAGACGGUUAUUGAUCUACCCGAGUGUGCUAUUCUUUUCGUGGCCGAAGUUUCAAUUACUUAUAUGGACACUCAGUCUGCCGAUUCUCUGAUUCAUUGGGGAAGCACUGUUGGGCGAGAAAACGAUUUCUGUCUUUUGGAGCAGAUAUUGCCUUUUGGAAAAAGCCAUCCAUUUGCCCAGCAGAUGCUCAGUCAUUUUGAGAAGCUGAGCACUCCUUUGCGCUCUAUUGAAGUAUAUCCUACAGUCGAGAGCCAAAUUGGCCGAUUUCAAGAACGCGGCUGGUCUUUUGUGGAAAUCAAGGACCUAUGGCAGACAUGGUCAAGUGAACAGUUCGUUACUGACUCAGAGCGAAUUGCCCUUGACAAUGUCGAACCCUUCGACGAAUGGGAGGAGUUCAUACUCUUCGCACGGCAUUACUUUGUACUCCAUGCCUCUACUAGUCCCAACCAGCGUUCUUCCUUAAAGGGACCGUCCUCAAUAUGGAGCAUGGGUCAGAAGAAGCCCGCAGGACUACGUGUUGAAAUGAUCGGUAGAUCUUCCCCGAAAACGACCAGACGACGAUUUGGAAAUAUUAUGAUAUCGAGCAAUGCAUUCGGACAACGAUUCGCUCUGAAUUUGCUGGGGAUGAGUCUCAAUAGCAGAGAACCCACCUACGAUAUCUUUUCUCUCGAUGGCGAACAGCAGCCCCCCCAGCUGCCAUCUUCCGGGCCGCCUGCUCGGAUGUGCUUCACUUUGACAGACUUAGGAGAUUACGGCAUCAUGCAUUCUGCGGUUCGGCUGGGAAACUCGUCACUCCUCCUGAUUUUCGGAGGGAAGAAAAGUUCAUCGAAACUGUCAGACGAAAUCUUCCUAUUUAGCCCUGACAAAGCUUGUUGGCAAACCUGCAAGGUCGUAGGAUCCGCUCCCGACCCCUGCUUUGGAUCAGUUGCUUUCAAUGGAAUCUCUCCUUCAGACCAGCCGGGGACUUUUCGUGGAAUGCUGGCUGGAGGUAUGUCUCAAAAUGGGUGUAUCAAUACUAAGCAGUACACAUGGCAAAUAAAUGCCUUUGAUGCCCAACCGACCAUUUCAUUCUCUGCUCUCUCAUGCAACGACUCCGAUGGACGACUCGUAUCAUCAUUUGGUGCUCAAGUCGUUGAUUUAGGGGCCUCCGUAAUAAUUUGCGGUGGAAUGGGGGCAGAACCUUCCCUACACGGCCAGACUAUCACAGCUAUCAGGCCUUCUGUUGGUGGCUUUGACGUUACAAGCUUUUCAACUUCGAACGAUGACAAACACAUGCCAUUUAUGAUUGGAUCGUCGAUUAUACCCUGUGAUGAUUCCCUUUUGGUGAUGGGUGGGGGAGCGACUUGCUUCUCCAUGGGAACCUUUUGGGAAACGGGCAUUUAUAAAGUUCAUAUGCCCGAUCAUAUUCUGGACUCCCUUUAUCGCACAUCACGCCCUAGUGCCUCGUCUAAAUCCGCGCCUGGUCUUCUUGGGAGUCGAAAAUUUUCAACUACUUCUGCUACUACGCCUUCGGAGGAUGUCAGAAGUUUGCAUCGAGGAGAGCAUGGAAUACAAAUUACACCUGUGCCUCGAAUACAGCUUGAAUCGGCUGAGCAAUUCCAAAAGAUCCUGCGUGACGGAAAACCCGUCAUUUUCAAGAGCUGCAACAUAGGACACUGCCAAAGCAAAUGGUCUCCCGAGUUCUUGGUGAGCCAAAUCGGUGCAAAUGAGAAGUUUGUUAUACAUGAAUCCCGUGAAGACAAAGGAAUGAUGGAUUUCAAUAGCAAAAAUUUUGCGUAUGUAACAGACUCAUUCGGGAGCAUCAUGAAUAAGCUACAAUCUGGGGCUAGAGUUUAUCUACGAGCUUUAUCCCGUAAUAAGCCAUCUGAAAUGCCAGCCAAUCUGGAAGAAGAUUUCCCACGUUUGGCAGAAGACUUUACUCUACCACCAGAAAUGGCUUAUAUCAAGGACCGUCUUUUCAGUUCUGUGUUGAGAUUGUCUGGACGAGUAAAUAUGUGGCUACACUAUGAUGUCAUGGCAAACGUUUAUGCGCAGGUAACGGGGGUUAGGAAAAUGAUCUUAUUCCCCCCCAGCGACGUAAAAUACUUGUCUUUCGCACCUGGUGCUUCUAGCUCCAGUAUAGACGUUUUUCAGGGGCUGGAGGCUUCAGCGGCCUCGCUUCACGGGACACAUCCUCAAGAAGCAGUAAUCCACCCAGGCGACGUCUUAUUGCUACCUGCUCUAUGGCUUCAUACAGCUGCUCCAAUGUCCGACAUGAGCACUGCAGUGAAUGUCUUCUUCCGUGACCUAGAGCAGCAAGAGCAUUACGCCUCUGGACGAGAUGUCUAUGGAAACAAAGAUCUCGAGGCAUAUGAGAAGGGGAGACAAGCUGUUGCUCGGAUUGCGAAGACUUUGCGGCCGUUGCCGCCUGCUGCGAAGGAGUUUUAUCUCUCUCGAAUCGUGGACGAACUGCGGCUGGCUUUGGAGGAGUAG
This is a messenger RNA of Trichoderma asperellum CBS 433.97, 2949 nucleotides long. The record is from RefSeq and is a predicted model, not a curated record. NCBI's taxonomy places the organism in Eukaryota, Fungi, Ascomycota, Sordariomycetes, Hypocreales, Hypocreaceae.